AUGCACUCCACCCGCAGACAUCGACGAGGAAAUUCUUCUUUUGUGCUUGUGCCAGUGACGACCGAGGCAGGAUCUUCGGUGCCACCUCUAGUGUUGUACGAGGAUGAUCCGGUGCCGGAGCCUGUCUGGUACCCGAGAGGUCCUAUAGAUGCAUCCCAGUUGACAGGGUAUGCAGAUCAUUCAGACAGAGAUCCUCAGAGGUUCUACAACCACGGCCAGAAGAUUGGCGCUCUCGCGCAGCUUGGCGAGUCGUGGUUCCAGGAUGCACUCGCAGCUUCUGAACUGAGGGACCUCUGUCAGGUCGGAUUUCAGACGAUCCAUGAUGGGAUGAUGAUGACAUUUGCAGAGAGAUGGCAUCCAGAUACUUCGUCCUUUCAUCUUCCUCACGGUGAGAUUAACAUCACUCUUGACGACAUUGCAUGCCUCUUGCAUCUACCUAUCAUAGGUACCAUCCUUGGUCACGGUAGGCUGGCGAAGGAGGAAGCGGUGGAGAUGCUAAUUGAGGAGCUGGGGGCUGAUCCUACUGACGUGCUUGAGGAGGUGGAGAGGACCCGCGGGGCGCACGUGAGGUUUCACUCCUUGCAACGGAUAUAUGAUGCCGAGCUUCUUGCGGCACACGAGGUUGCUGGUAACGAGGAAGAGGCGGAUAUACAUAGAGAACGGGUGUUGAGAUGUUGGAUACUACAACACUUUCCUGACAUUAUUGACUGGGGAGAGGUGUCGGGUUACACUAAAGUCAUGACGUGUGCUAGAGCCUGUGUCCCCCUCAGAGCGAACCAAGUGCUGAAGCCUUACAGACACUGUUUUGACCGCAUGGCCGAUGAGGACGUUCGAUAUGACUGCUAUGAUGAUCAACAUGAGACGGUUCCGUGGAAUGACAUCGCUCUAUAUUCUGGAUGGUUAGUUGUCAGUUCGACCAUUAUUGUUCGUUAUCUUCUGGAGCGCGUCAUGCGUCAGUUUGGCUACCAGCAGACGAUAUCCCGCCACCCUUCUGACUUCGCUCCUAUUGCCAUGACUCGUCGAUAG
Vicia villosa (hairy vetch) is the source of this 1026-nucleotide messenger RNA. RefSeq lists its product as uncharacterized. The record is from RefSeq and is a predicted model, not a curated record. Lineage: Eukaryota; Viridiplantae; Streptophyta; Magnoliopsida; Fabales; Fabaceae. The coding region runs from base 1 to 1026 and encodes 341 amino acids. Gene Ontology annotation, biological process: meristem maintenance; meristem development. The transcript is spliced from 3 exons.